UCUCAACUCUGGAAGCUUUACGCACUUGCUUUAUAUUCCCAUCUUUGAAAAAAGUGGGUGUGUUUCUUUCUCUGAGGACUCGUAGUAGCUUUUCCUUUUUUCCAUCCUUCUUAAAUCCAUGGACACAGCUCAGUGGGCACAGUUCAGUAGUCUCCCACUAAAUUCAAUUUAAAGUGUACUGCACACCUUUCUUUUUCCACCAUCUGAUAAAGGACCCAAGAAAAAGUGACUAAAAUUUGUUUGUUUCAUGCUGCUGCUGUUGUAAUCCCCUCAAAGUGGGAAUAUUGGAGGAGUUGUUAAACCUAUGGAAGGUUCAAACUCAAAGGCUAAUAUUAAUAAUAAUCCUAUGUUGGAGAGAAGGGCAAGGCCACAGAAAGAUCAAGCUUUGAACUGUCCAAGGUGCAAUUCAACCAACACAAAAUUCUGUUACUACAACAACUACAGCCUCUCUCAGCCAAGGUACUUUUGCAAGACUUGUAGAAGGUAUUGGACUGAAGGUGGUUCCUUGAGGAAUGUUCCUGUGGGUGGUGGCUCUAGAAAGAACAAGAGAUCCACACCAUCAUCUGCAUCAACACCCGCAUCAUCAUCAACACCUUUAUCAUCAACAAUCAACAAAGCACCACUAAAUUUCCCUCAAUCUGCUUCUCAGAACCCAAAGAUCCAUCAAGGCCAAGAUCUUAACCUAGCAUACCCACCUCCACCUGAGGACUACAACACCAUAUCAAAAUUCAUGGAGGUUCCUUACAACAACAAUGAAAACAACCAACACAUUCAAAACACCACUCCCUCUUCAACAACACCUUCUCAUCUAGAGCUUCUUAAAACUGGGAUAACUUCCUCUUCAAGGGGUUUGAAUAAUUCUUUCAUCCCUAUGAAUUUGUCUGAUUCUAGCACAAUGUAUAAUUCAAGUGGGUUCCCCUUGCAAGAUUUUAAGCCAGGACUUAACUUUAGCCUUGAGGGUUUUGAGAAUGGCUAUGGGGGUCUCCAAGGGAUUCAAGAGGGUGGUUCUGGUGGUGCAAGGAUCUUGUUUCCUGUGGAGGAAUUGAAGCAACAAGUUCCAAACAGUGGUGAGUUUGAGCAGAAUAGGAGUCAAGGAGAUUCAGCUGGGUAUUGGAAUGGCAUGUUAGGUGGAGGAUCAUGGUAGAUAUUGCACAAGGAAUUGAGGAAAAAGUGGGGGAAAAAAAGUGAACAAGGGUUGGUGUUCUGUAGUAUGUUUGGGAUCAGCAGUUCCUAUUUUAUCAGAAUCAAUUCAAGGCACAGCUUUCAACGUGAUUCUAGAAGACCUUGCCAAACAUGCUAUUAGACUUUGUUGUGUUAAUUUUAUUUUUCAUUUGAUAAUUUGAGGGAGUGGCUAUUUGGACUUUGGAGUGAUGAGAACCACUAACAUAGUAGGGUACAUAUAGCUUCUAUUUUGUUUAUUUGCAGCAAUGUUUGAAUUCAUGUUUUAGAUUUUUCAGAACUAUUUAUGCU
Molecule: messenger RNA, 1470 nt
Organism: Lotus japonicus
Lineage: Eukaryota; Viridiplantae; Streptophyta; Magnoliopsida; Fabales; Fabaceae
Product: dof zinc finger protein DOF4.6-like
Exons: 3
Coding region: 305-1144 (279 amino acids)
Biological process (GO): regulation of DNA-templated transcription
Molecular function (GO): DNA-binding transcription factor activity; DNA binding
Source: RefSeq, a predicted model, not a curated record